GGCGUUUUCUGUCAUUUCGCCGGAAACUUUUCGCUCGCCACCUUCCUCAAGACGCGAUAUUAUAUUUGAUCACAUUUUCUUGUUAAAAUUAAAGAAAAAUCUGUAAUUUCUUCAUAAUAAACAAAAGUUACAAUGGCGCCAAGAACUGCUAAGGCAAAGAAAGCUGUGGAUGUCAAAGUAGCAGACAGUGAAGCACCAAAAAAAGGGCGCGGGAAAGCUAAAGCAAUUGAAGACCCUGAGCCUGAAGUGCUAGACUCUGAAGUGAGUGAGGAGGUGGCCGCAGCAACAGACAAAAAAUCAAAGCGUGGAAAGAAGGUUGCAAAUGGGCAAGACAAUGACAAAAGUGAGGAUUCAGCCCCACCAGCCAAAAAGGGUAGAAAGAAGGUGGCAGAGGAAACAAACGACGACAAACCUAAUGAUGAUAAUUCAGCUGAUGAAGAGUCUACCCCCAGUGAACAAAAUUUAGAAAACGGUGACAGUUCAGAAGCGAAUGGUGAUGCGAUGGAAGUCCAGAACGGUAAUGCGAAAGGGCGAAAGAAGCCUGCCAAAAAAGAAUCAGCAGCUGAAGUCAAACCUAAGCAAACAGGAAGAGGUAGAAAAAAUGCUAAACCAGCUGAAACUGAAGCUGAUCAGGAAGUUGUAGAUGAAAAGCCAAAAUCAGCAGGCAAAGGUAGAGGGCGUAAGGCUCCAGCCAAGAGCGAACCUGAAUCUCAAGAAAAGUCUGAAGAUAAUGAAGAAGAGCCUAAACCUGAGCCCGCCCCAGCCAAAGGCAGAAAGAAGGCACAACCAAAGGCUGUUAAGGAGAAAACUCCAGAGAGUGAAAAAGAGGAAGUUGAAGCUGAAAACAUGGAAGUAGAAGAUGAACAACCCGAAGAACCUAAAAAGAAAGAGAGCAAAGGUCGGAAAAAUCAGGGAAAGAAAGCACAAGCCAAAGAAGAAUCUGUUGAGAAAGAUGAAGAUAAGGAAGAGCCACCGGCUAAGAAAAGGAAAGGUGCCAAAAAAGAUGAAAAAGCUAAGGGUGACGUAAAAGAAGAGGAAGCCACCGAUGAUGUUGUAGAAGAAAAACCUGCCAAAGGUAAAAGAGGUCAGAAGAAAGUGGCCGAGCCCUCCGCAGAGGCUGACGAGGAACCCCAGGACACCGGGGAGCAGCCAACCAAAAGGCGCCGCAAGCAAGCCGAAGAAAAGGCACCUGCUGCAGACAAAAAGAAGGCUCCAUUAAAAAACAAAGCUGCAACAGAUUAUGAAGAAUUAGACUUUUCCAAUUCUUCACAAAACACACAAGGAAAAGAGUGGAACUUCAAAAUAUCUAGCUGGAACGUGGACGGCAUCAGAGCGUGGAUGAAUAAAGGUGGUUUGGAUUACAUAAAAUACGAGAAACCUGAUAUUCUCUGCUUGCAAGAAGUUAAGUGCGCUCAGGACAAACUUCCGGAAGAAGUUGCGAGUGUGCCGGGCUAUCACGCGUAUUGGCUGUGCAGCGACAAAGAUGGGUACGCAGGUGUAGGCAUAUACACUGCCAAGUUGGCCAUGAAUGUCCAAUACGGGCUGCAGAAUGAGGAGCUCGACAGCGAGGGACGUAUUAUAACUGCAGAGUAUGAACACUUCUACCUGAUCACUACAUACGUCCCCAAUGCUGGAAGAAAACUAGUCACUCUACCGAAAAGACUGCAAUGGAAUGAAGAGUUCCGAAAGUAUGUUAAGGAAUUGGAUAAGAAGAAGCCUGUGAUAAUAUGUGGCGACAUGAAUGUGGCGCAUAAUGAGAUAGAUUUAGCUAACCCCAAGACGAACAGGAAGAAUGCCGGGUUUACUGAUGAAGAGCGCUCCGGGAUGAGCGAGCUCCUCGGGGAUGGAUUCGUGGACACUUACCGCCACCUGAACCCGGACAAAACCGGCGCGUACACAUUUUGGACUUACAUGAUGAACAGCCGAUCCAAAAAUGUUGGAUGGCGUUUGGACUACUUCAUUGUAUCAGAGAGACUAUUGCCGUCGCUGUGCGACAGUGUGAUUAGGGACGGCGUGUACGGCAGCGACCACUGCCCGAUUUCACUGUUCCUGCAUCUAAGCAGCGCUGAUAAACCUAAAUAACGCAUCACAAUUGUAUCACAUAUGAUUUUAAUAAACAGAACGUGUAAAGAAAAA
Molecule: messenger RNA, 2136 nt
Organism: Ostrinia nubilalis (European corn borer)
Lineage: Eukaryota; Metazoa; Arthropoda; Insecta; Lepidoptera; Crambidae
Gene: Rrp1
Product: DNA-(apurinic or apyrimidinic site) endonuclease
Exons: 6
Coding region: 133-2082 (649 amino acids)
Biological process (GO): base-excision repair
Cellular component (GO): nucleus
Molecular function (GO): phosphoric diester hydrolase activity; endonuclease activity; DNA binding
Source: RefSeq, a predicted model, not a curated record